AUGAGGAAGAGGAAAGAUGGGAAAGAGGAGGAUGAGGAGGCUAAGUUUGAGCUUUAUGAUGAAGGAGCCUCCGAUGGAGUAGGCGGCGGCGAGAUCGAUCGGAGGUUCUUGAAGCAGGUUUACGAUAACGUCCAUGGAAACAUCCAGAUCGAUCCGCUCAGCUUGAAGUUCAUAGACACUGAACAAUUUCAAAGGCUACGAGACUUGAAGCAAUUAGGUCUUGCGUACAUGGUCUAUCCUGGAGCAGUACAUACCCGUUUUGAACAUUCAUUAGGUGUCUACUGGCUUGCUGGACAGACUGUUCGUUCUCUUCAGGCCUAUCAAGGCUCAGAGCUUGAUAUUGACCGUUUUGAUGUACAGACGGUGAAACUUGCUGGUCUAUUGCAUGAUAUAGGUCAUGGACCUUUCAGUCACAUGUUUGAGCAUGAGUUUCUACCAAGGGUCGUUACUGGGCCAAAAUGGUCUCAUGAGCAGAUGUCAGUGCAGUUAGUUGAUUACAUUGUUGAUGAGCACCAUAUUGACAUUGAUUCAGACAGCCUUAGAAAAGUAAAAGAGAUGAUCACAGCCAGUUAUGUUCCGUCAGUACAAAUUUCUACACAGAGCAAAAAAGAGAAACGUUUUCUAUAUGACAUUGUUGCCAAUGGUCGCACUGGGAUAGAUGUUGACAAGUUUGACUACAUUAAUCGUGAUUGCCGAGCUUGUAAUAUUGGCUGCAAUUUUCAAUUUAGAAGGCUGUUGGAUAGCAUGCGUGUUAUGGAUGAUGAAAUAUGCUAUCCUGCAAAAGAAUAUCUUACUAUCCACAAAUUAUUUGCCACACGUGCUGAUCUUCAUCGAACAGUUUAUACUCAUGCAAAAGUAAAGGCCAUAGAGCUUAUGCUCGUAGACGCACUUGUGAAAGCAAAUAAUUAUCUCUCCAUAGCUUCCCAUAUUUCAGACCCAGCACAGUACUGGAAGUUAGAUGAUACAAUCAUGAAAGCCAUUGAAACAGCUCCAGAUGAAGAACUGAAAGAAUCUAGAGAUAUACUCCGACGAAUUCGUAGGAGAGAAUUAUAUCAGUUCUGUAAUGAGUUUGCUGUUCCAAGGGACAAAGUAGAGCACUUCAACAGCAUAACUGCACGGGACAUCAUUUGCUGCCAGAAAUCUAGUGGAGUAACACUAAAGGAAGAAGAUAUUGCUGUUAGCAACGUCCGAAUAGAUCUGAGUUGUGGAAAAGAUAACCCUCUCGACAGGAUCAAUUUUUUCCAGGAUUACUCGAGCGAGAGAAAAUUUCCCAUCUCAGAUGACCGUGUCAGUCAUCUAUUGCCUUCAUGCUAUCAGGACAGGAUUGUGAGAGUUUACGCCAAGAAACCAGAGCUGGCGGACGCAAUAUCGGAUGCAUUUGAGAAUUUGCAGGUGAAGAUGUACGGAGGCACACUUCAUGCCACGCCCGAGAAGAAGAAACAACGCAGGAAGUAACAUGUUUUCAGUAGUCUUCUUUACAAUUACCCAUAUUUCCAUGAUAUAGUAUACAGAAUACACUAUAUCUUCUUUAUGUUUUGUAUAUUAAAGGAACUACUUCUUAACAUGCAAUGAUCGUAUACAUAGGUGGAUAUAACAGUGUAUAGGCAUACAGUUGAAUUUUGUAUAGCUGGAAAUAUCUGGCUAUUUUAUAUAUGUUUUGACCUGCUGUUAAUGGGCUUCUGCUAAAGAAAUGAAGUCAUGCUGCUGUUGCUGA
Messenger RNA from Asparagus officinalis (garden asparagus), 1714 nucleotides. RefSeq names its product deoxynucleoside triphosphate triphosphohydrolase SAMHD1 homolog. NCBI's taxonomy places the organism in Eukaryota, Viridiplantae, Streptophyta, Magnoliopsida, Asparagales, Asparagaceae. The transcript has 20 exons. Gene Ontology annotation, cellular component: nucleus. Gene Ontology annotation, molecular function: dGTPase activity. The record is from RefSeq and is a predicted model, not a curated record. The coding region runs from base 1 to 1455 and encodes 484 amino acids. Gene Ontology annotation, biological process: dGTP catabolic process.